CCGUCUCCCCCCACCCCCACGAGAAACCCCAUGGCGGAGUCUCCUCAGGAUGACUAAAAGGCCCUCGCCCAAACCCCUCCUCCCCCUCGUCUCCCCCCUCCCCCGCCUACGCCACCUCGCCGCACUCUCCGGCUGCCUCGCCUGGCUGAGAUUAUUCCGCUCCGCGGGUCACAUGGUCGGCGAUCUCGCGGCUGAGCGGACAACCGUCGUCGCCAAGAUCCGGAGGGUGCGAUGGGCCUCCUUCCUCCUUGGUUCUUGGAAUAUUGGCGUGGUCCUCCUUGGGUGUUUCUUGAUGGUUUAUCUCCUCUCCGGUUGCUCCGCCGAGGAAAAGCUGCCGUUUGCCGCGUCAACCAUGAUCGCCGGCAUUAGGGUCGUCGCCAUGGUCGGCGCUGGCAAGGCACAGCAAGAGACGGCCGAGAUAAUCGUUAGUUGUCCUACUGACUCCGCAACCGUCGAUGCGGUUGUCCGCAAUGACAGACGGUUGAGGUACAAAAGAUGGCUUUGCUGGACCAGAUUUGGAAUGGUGGUCACAGUGCUUCAAUUUCUUGGAGCCAUCUACCUAAUGUUCAUUGUAUUGACUGAUAUAUCUUAUGGUGGAAGAUCUACAUCCUGCUUUUUAGGACAGGAUGCUGUCAAUCAAGCAUGGAAGAAAACUUUAGUUGUUUCCUUUCUUCUACUGGUGUGGCUUGUGAUCCUCAUACAGUGCUUUACGGGAUCUGAUGUUUUGAGAUGGAGAUCGUUUUAUUCAACGCAUGAUACUGCCUGGAAAGCACACUACCGGGAGGUAUUUGAUCAUGGAAUUCGGGAAGCUUUGUGCUGCGUAGGACGUGUGAAGUACUUGAGUGUUUUGGAAGAAGAUGAGGUUUACUCUGUUGCAAGGCUCUUAGGUGAUCUUGUGGCAUAUCGAGCAUCAGGAACUGGACAUCUUGAACUUUUGAUAGGACUUGCUCUAUUGCAAAGCCACAAACAAAUGCAAAAUUUGCAUGAUGAGCUUCUGGAUGCACCUGAUAUACUUGUUCAAAAGGCAGCAUUCUUCCAUCAGUUCGCUGAAGCCGCUUACACAGGACCGCUGCUUGAUUUUGGUCGAAACCCCAUCUUGUUUCCCUGUGCGUGGCUUUAUAGACAAGGAUUUUUGACUCCCUGGGCUCGUGACAGGCGACCUUUACUUGAAGGUGAUAACUGGUGGCGUGGACAUGCAGCAGCCUUCCUUAAAUUUGUCAAUCUACCACCUAAAGCUCUUCAUAAGGGUCGAGUUAGUCAAACAAAGCGGGAGGCUGCUUACUUUGUUGUGGUUCUGCAUGAUAAAAAGACCAUAGUAAUUGCUAUACGUGGAACUGAGACGCCUGAAGAUCUCAUAACUGAUGGUUUAUGCAGGGAGUGCGCCCUAACUGUGGAGGAUUUGGACGGUCUGAUAAAUAGUGAACAUUUACCUUCAGCUAAGAGACAAAAAGUUCUUUCUUCUUUCCCACAUUAUGGACAUGCAGGGAUUGUUGAGUCUGCCAGGGAACUUUUCAUGCAAAUUGAUGGCGAACAUGGAGACAAAGAUGCCUCACCAUCUGAAAUAUCUGGAUUUCUGGCGUCGUUGUUGGGACCUGGAUCUGAAUGUCAUGGAUAUGAAGUUAAUAUUGUGGGGCAUUCUUUAGGUGGUGCUAUUGCAACACUUUUAGGACUAAGGUUGUAUCGAUGGUACCCGAACUUACAUGUCUAUGCUUAUGGAACUCUUCCUUGUGUGGAUUUUGUCAUAGCUGAAGCAUGCACAGACUUUGUUACUACCAUUGUUUACAAUGAUGAAUUCUCUGCACGCCUUUCAGUCAACUCAAUCCUCAGGCUUCGUUCUGCUGCAACUAACGCUCUUUCAGAUGAUUCUUUGGCUGAUUCAGCUAUAAUACAAAAGUUUGCUCGAAGAAUCCUUCAUGUUAACAAGUACCUCGAGGAUGGGCAGAACCAUAAUGUUUCUGCCUCAUCCGUGAGACCGUCUUUGGCAGCUACUGAAAAGAAUCAUGUUUCUAAAAGGAGGCCAUUCAAACCAAUCACAGUGAGUGCCCAAAUGAAUCAGGAUCUUUAUCUGGAGGAUUCUUCUUUGUUUGAUGCUGAUGCUUCAGAGACACAGGUUUUGGUAGACUGUGAUGUCUGGAGAGCAAAUUCCUGCAGAACUGUCAGUUCCAAGGACACAUGCUUAAUCAUGGAUCGGAUGACCCAAUUUAUGGGGGACCAACCAUCAUCUACGCAGGUACCAGUAGAACCACCAGAAAUGUUUCUGCCAGGCUGCAUUGUUCAUAUAGUACGAGAACCGAAAAGUAUUUUGCCUUUCUGGAAAAGUUGGAAACUUUUUGAGGGAGACCAUAAUUAUAGAGCUUUUCUGCCAACGAGGGAAAGCUUCAGAGAUAUCAAAGUUACAUCUCAUAUGUUCAUUGAUCAUCUCCCUUGGAGGUGUCAUUAUGCGAUCCAAAGAGUAUUAGAAGAACGCGAGUCUCAAGGCCGACAUUGUUCCAACUUAUUAGAUGCAAAAGAUAUAGCCAAUCUCAAUUUACUGGAUUUGGUUUCAUAAGAUUGCAACAAAUAUAAUUUUGUGCAUGCUUACAUGAAACAUGCAUGUUGUAUCUGCUGGGCGAGUUUAUGGUCAAAUCAGCAAAUCCUUUUUCGUCACAUGAAUAUGCAAUUAAUGAAAUAAAAGAAUGAAUAUUGCACAUUGUACUUCUGUGAA
Musa acuminata subsp. malaccensis (wild Malaysian banana) is the source of this 2704-nucleotide messenger RNA. RefSeq lists its product as uncharacterized. The record is from RefSeq and is a predicted model, not a curated record. Gene Ontology annotation, biological process: lipid metabolic process. NCBI's taxonomy places the organism in Eukaryota, Viridiplantae, Streptophyta, Magnoliopsida, Zingiberales, Musaceae.